Plasmodium vivax (malaria parasite P. vivax) is the source of this 3141-nucleotide messenger RNA. RefSeq names its product serine/threonine-specific protein kinase, putative. The record is from RefSeq and is a predicted model, not a curated record. The transcript has a single exon. Gene Ontology annotation, biological process: protein phosphorylation. Bases 52 to 3141 code for a protein of 1029 amino acids. Lineage: Eukaryota; Apicomplexa; Aconoidasida; Haemosporida; Plasmodiidae. Gene Ontology annotation, molecular function: ATP binding; protein kinase activity.
GUUGUGGAAAAAAAAAAGGGAAAAGUUGCCACAAAAUUCACGAAAAAUGACAUGGGAAAAAGAACAAAAUGGGAAUAUCGCUACUUAAAAACACACAGAGAGGUGUACAUAGGAGGCAUAAAAAAUAAAAAAAAAAACGGAUGGGGAAUCGCAAUUAACAACAAUGGAAACAAAUACGAGGGGUUGUUCCAGAACGACCAGAAACAUUUGGUUGGGUCGGAGCUUCUCUGCUGCUUGCACAGCCAUAGCUACAAACAGAAAAAAAAAAAUGCUGACCAGAAUAGCGAAGAGGAAUUUGCAAAGGGAAAUGUCUGCCUUCAUGAUAAUAGAUAUAUAUACAUAGGGGGGUACAGAGAAGGGAAAAGACAUGGGAAUGGAAUCUUAAUUGACUACAACACGUAUGCUAUGUACAGCUGCAUAUUUCUGAGGAACGAAAUGAUAUAUAAAGAUAUUUUAUUUUCCGCGGUUAAUAAUUUUCCGCCCAAAUGUGACAAGUACAGAUUGGCUGCCCCUUUUCAGGAGAGAGGAAGGGACAAGGUGGGUAAGACGCACAAGGCGAGUUCGCGCAGAAGGGAUGGGGUCAAAAUGGAGGGGGCAACCAAGGUGGGCGAAAAUGACGAUAACGCAACGGAUGGGGGUUAUCCUGAAGGAGAAAGCCCCGCCAGUGGCAUUUCCGACCAGACUGGAAAGAGCAAAAGAGAGCGAGAUAUGCUCUCCUUCAUAGAGAACCAGUACAAGUACAACAUUUUCAGCUACGUCCACUUUUACCAACAGUUAGUGAAAAAAAUGAAGAGGGAAAAUUCGAGCGAGCUCUUUGCCCAUUCCGCGCAUAAAGAGGAAGUACACAUUGGGGAGAGCAAAGGGGGGAAGGUCCCAAAAAGUGAGUUAAAAAGCGGGCAGGAGAAAAAGGACAGGAAGGACUUUUGCCCUAAUAGAAAGAGCAAUCCCCCAGGUGGUUCGUCAACUGGGCCAUUCUGUGCAGACGAACCACCCAGUGAGGAGCGCGAAAAGGAAAAAACUGAUGACCUCCUCAUUGAAAAAAUUCACAACAAUUUUGAUCAUUUGGCAGUGGAGAAGAUGCUGAUGGAACCCCUUGGCAAAAUUCAAUGGGUAAAUGAGAUCUCCAAGGAGGAGACCCUAGAGGGCACCUUGUACCCCCCAAAUGAGGAGGACACCGCGCGUGAUACAGAGAAAGGUAGGUUGGAGACAUACGAGGGAAGUGUAACUCGUGAAGGAAGUGGAUGCAGCAAUAACUUGGCGCAUGUCAGUGGUCGAGGGGUUAUUCACGAAACGGAUUUGCUUGAAAAGAGGGAGGAACUGCCCAAUAAUGAGGAUGGUGCCAUGUGUAGCGGCUCAAUUUUGAGGAGCUCACUGGGUGAUAAGUUGGGGGACCCGGCCCCUGCCGAGGAUGGCAUUUGCGUAAUGGGAGAGAAGGAAGAACGAAAUGAGGCAUACGUCGUGGGGAAGGAAAACGCCGUUGACAUUGCGGCUGAGGGUAAACUUGCUAGCGGAGAGUUCAGCCAGCAGAGCAUGGAAACGCCCACCGUGGUGAGCAACAUGGAGAGCGACGAUGCGGGAGAUGGAUGGGGAAGCGACGCAGACGAUGGACGGAGUGAUGAGAACUGCUCGCCCGCUCCCCUUGUUGCCGUCGCCCAGAUAAGAAGUGACGGGGUGGAGCGCAGCGCGAGCGGCGGCAUCAGUGGAAGCAAUGUUAGCAAUACCUGCAGUGGUGGCGCGUUCCGGGAGAGGGAACAGACCAACGCGGUGGGGGUAAAUAAUCACGGCUGUGAGGACACCCCCAAAAGUGGAAGCCGUGUUAGGGGUAGCUCCGAAAGCAGGCCUUCCCUGAGAGGGAGUCAAGAGAUAGAGACAACCACACAUCGCUCGAAUGUUAAGCACAAAUCGAACAAAAGUAAUAGCAACCCAUUUUUGAAGCAAACGAGUGAUGACCAGCUGAGCAAAGAAAUAGAAAGUCUACUCCCAAGAUGGUUAAAGAAGAAGAAAAAAAAAAGGUGCCUGUCAUGUGCACAGAACUGCGUAUACUGGGACGUAUUUGAAUUAAAUUUUUUUUUUUUUUUUGUGGGAGUGCCAAAAAAGGCGAUAGAAAUUUUUGUACGAAAUGAGAUAGACGGGUAUUGCCUAAAAUAUAUGGAGGAAAAAUUGUUAAGACGGAUGGGUCUACACGAUAGGGUGGUGAAAAAGUACGUCACAUUAUGUGUGCACUUUCUUUUACGACUGAGGGAAAAGUACAAAUACAGAAAAAGGAGCAACCGAGUGAAUGGCCGCUUGCAAGAGGAUGCAUUCCUUCUGAAGAAGAAGAAGCUGCACUACCUAAAUUUAAUAGGCCGCGGCGGGUAUAGCAAUGUGUACCGGUGCAUAUAUGGAGAUAAAUUACUAACAUUCAAUGAUGAACAUUUUAGCAUAGAAUAUUCAGCGAACAAUAUAGCGUUAAAAGUAUGUAAUGAUAAGAAGUACAGUUACGAGUUUUGCUCCGAAAUGAAUAUUUUGUCGACCUUAAGGCACCCUAACGUUUCCCUUUUUCUAGGUGCACUAAAACACCCACAAGGAAUAGCUCUAGAGUAUAUAAACUGUGGAAGCAUAUUUGACCUAAUACAUAAACAUAAGGUAAAAAUAGAAUUAAGAGACGUCAUGAAAAUGGGCAAAGAAAUUGCGGCCUUUAUGUGCUUUCUACACCAUAAGGGGAUUCUACACUGCGAUUUAAAAUCUUCAAACGUUUUGCUCUCCAUGUCGGGGCAAAUAAAAAUUUGUGACUUUGGAUUGUCUGUACAGAACUUUGCUCAGAAGCCGAGGUUUCUCGGAAUCGUUGGCACCUACCAGUGGACAGCUCCCGAAAUUUUGAGAGGCGAAGGGUACACUCCCCAGGCAGACGUAUACUCCUUUGGAGUCAUUUUGUGGGAAAUGCUCCAUAGGGAGAUUCCCUUUCGGGAGCUGAAACACCCCUUGGACCUUAUAGCAUGCGUUGGCUACGCCAGAAGGCAGCUCUCCAUCAGCAGGGCCCUCCCCCCCCCGGUUAGGUACAUUCUCAAGAGGUGCCUGCACAGAAAUAGGCGCAGGCGCAAGUCCUUUUUUUUUUGGUCCGAGUACUUGGACACGUUCCGCGAGGUGCGCCCCCUCGGAUAG